Molecule: messenger RNA, 375 nt
Organism: Geodia barretti
Lineage: Eukaryota; Metazoa; Porifera; Demospongiae; Tetractinellida; Geodiidae
Source: the annotation of a GenBank genome assembly
AUGGGUCUGUGGCUGGAGGAACGACGGGGCGUGGCCGUGCCGAUGGGCGUGGCUGUCCCGAUAAUCGAUGGGGUUAACCGUCCGGUUGCCCUGGCGUUGGGAUCUCCCUUGCCGGAGCGACGCUGGGCGCUGGGUUCCGAACUGCUGCCGCUCGGUCGUGUCGCUGCCGUAGCCGUUUCCGAGGUCCACAGCGUGCCCCGAGCAGUAGGGUCGCAUUCAGUCCGGAAAGUGAUUGAUCUAUGGGACGUGGAUACCGAGUGGUGGAUGCCGGAACCGGCGCGCCGGCGGUACUGGCGCCUGGUGACGGAUGGGGGCAAGUUGAUCACGGUAUACCGCAACCUCGCCACCGGCGGGUGGUAUCGGCAGGGUUACUGA